CGUUUUGUGUUGAUAAGUGACAUCACGAGGCCCCCCAGCCCACCCGCGAAACAUGGCUUACGUCUGGAGACCAGCUGCUUUUAAGAGCUUAGAAGCUCUAGGUCGUGCAGGUGCUGCAAAAAGCAUCCACACUUCAUCAUCAUGUUUUGCAUCUCAGGUUGCAAUGAGCAGAUUUGACCAGAGCAAGUUCAUUGACUAUGACAAGCAAAGAUCAGUCCUCAAGAUUGUUAGUAGCAGGUUGGGGCGACCAUUGACACUUUCAGAGAAAGUUCUUUACAGUCAUCUUGAUGAUCCUAAAAAUGAGGUUAUUGAGCGAGGAACCAGCUAUUUGAAAUUAAGGCCUGAUCGUGUUGCUAUGCAAGAUGCCACUGCACAGAUGGCUCUCCUACAGUUUAUUUCGAGUGGUCUCCCUAGGGUUGCAGUACCAUCAACAGUUCACUGCGACCACCUCAUUGAAGCUCAGCUUGGGGGAGAAAAGGAUCUGAAGCGAGCCAAGGAUAUCAAUGCUGAAGUGUAUGACUUCCUGGCUUCAGUGAGUGCAAAGUAUGGAAUUGGAUUUUGGAAGCCAGGCAGUGGAAUUAUCCAUCAGAUUAUACUGGAGAACUAUGCUUUUCCUGGUGCACUAAUGAUUGGAACUGACAGCCAUACGCCUAAUGGAGGUGGCCUGGGAGGGUUGUGUAUUGGUGUAGGUGGUGCUGAUGCUGUGGAUGUGAUGGCUGGAAUGCCAUGGGAACUAAAAUGCCCCAAGGUGAUUGGAGUAAAGCUUACAGGCAAGUUGAGCGGCUGGACCUCUCCCAAGGAUGUCAUUCUGAAGGUGGCUGGUAUCCUCACUGUCAAAGGAGGAACUGGGGCCAUUGUAGAAUACUUUGGUCCUGGUGUGGACUCUAUUUCUUGCACAGGUAUGGGCACUAUCUGUAACAUGGGAGCUGAGAUUGGUGCCACUACCUCUAUCUUUCCUUUCAACCAUCGCAUGCAGGACUACCUCAAAGCCACCAACAGAGCAGACAUUGCAAGCCUAGCUUCGUCAUACAAGGAUCUCCUGUCAGCUGAUGCCAAUGCCAAGUAUGAUGAAGUUAUUGAGAUUGAUCUUGAUAAGCUUGAACCACAUGUCAAUGGACCUUUUACACCUGACCUGGCUCAUCCAAUCAGCAAGCUAGGGGAGAUGGCCAAAAAAAAUAGUUGGCCUUUGGACAUCAGAGUGGGUUUGAUUGGAAGCUGCACCAACAGCAGCUAUGAGGACAUGGGUCGAGCUGUCAGUGUUGCUAAACAGGCACUGGCCAAGGGUCUAAAAGCAAAGAGUUAUUUCACCAUCACCCCAGGCUCAGAGCAGAUUCGUGCUACCAUUGAACGAGAUGGCAUGGCUAAGAUAUUGCGUGAUUUUGGUGGUGUUGUUCUUGCCAAUGCAUGUGGACCCUGUAUUGGACAGUGGGACAGGAAGGACGUUAAGAAAGGAGAAAAAAAUACCAUUGUCACCUCUUACAACCGCAACUUUACUGGACGCAAUGAUGCCAAUCCAGCUACACAUGGAUUUGUCACAUCUCCAGAGCUUGUGACAGCUUUGGUUAUUGCAGGUGACCUGUCCUUCAACCCAGAAACAGAUUAUUUGACCGGUGCUGAUGGCAAGAAAUUUAAACUGGAGAGUCCCAAAGGAGAUGAAUUACCAGCGAAAGGUUUUGACCCUGGCCAAGAUACAUACCAAGCUCCUCCACCAUCUGGAGACAAAGUCAUAGUGAAGGUGGCACCUGACAGUCAGCGUCUGCAGCUUCUGACACCAUUUAGCAAAUGGGAUGGAAAAGACCUGGUGGACAUGCCCAUUCUUAUUAAGGUUAAGGGCAAGUGUACAACUGACCACAUCAGUGCUGCUGGACAGUGGCUGAAAUACCGAGGUCAUCUAGACAAUAUCUCUAACAAUCUCCUCAUUGGGGCAGUAAACAGUGAAAAUAACGAGAUGAACAAGGUUAAGAAUCAGCUGACAGGAGAGUAUGGUUCUGUUCCUGAUGUUGGUAGAGCAUAUAAGGCAAAAGGUGUGAAGUGGGUAGUGAUUGGAGAUGAAAACUAUGGUGAAGGUAGUAGCAGAGAACAUGCAGCACUGGAGCCCCGCCAUCUUGGAGGGGCAGCCAUCAUUGUCAAGAGUUUUGCUCGAAUACAUGAAACAAACUUGAAAAAGCAAGGAUUGCUUCCUCUGACAUUUGCUGAUCCUGCUGAUUAUGACAAAAUACAGCCUUCUGACAGAAUUUCGCUUCUAGACCUGAAAAACUUGAAACCUGGCUCUGAUGUCAUUUGUGAAAUUAAGCACCAGGAUGGCAAAGUGGAGAAAAUUAAGCUCAAGCACUCUAUGAAUGAAGGACAGCUAGAGUGGUUCAAGGCUGGCAGUGCUCUUAAUCGAAUGGCAGAACUAAAAAAGUAGACAUUUUGAAGCAGUGUUGCUAUUCAUGAAGACAAAAGAUGUAGAAAGUGUGCAAGCUGAAAACAGUGCUUAUUCUUUUGUAGAUCUGAACAGCAUUAUAGUAAGAGUAUAGCUGCACGUUUAAAACAUCUAACAUUACUUGUUGAGGCAGCCUAAGGUACACACUUGGAUGUCAGUAGGGUUCAGUAAACCAAAAAAAGGCACCCAAAGAUGUAAACUUAUCUCUUGUGGAAUUUUUUUUUUCUUUUUGAUCCUGACUUUACACUGUCUUAGUUAUCAGAAAGUUUGGUGUAAACAGUAUAAAAGCUGCUUUGGUUGUUUGGUACAGGUGCCUGUGUUUAUCCCUGUGUUGAAUAUUUGGAAGGAUGUGGGUGUGAGAAUGAGAUGGCUUUGUACACUUUUGUAGCUGUUGAGUGCCAGACAUAUUCAGAUUCACUACAGAUGAGAUCAUGCGUCUCAGCCCAUCUCUUGCUGAUAAUGUAAUUGAUGUACUGAAAAUUUUAUUAAAUACAAGUAUGGAAAAUAUACCCCUCAUUGUAACGUGGUCUGCGUGCCAGAUUUUGCUUUACAAGAACCUUGUACAGAUGUAUUAUACUGCUAAAUGACACCUGUGAUUAGGGAUCUAGAGAACAGGCUGGUGAUGCCAAUGGUUAAAAAUGUAAAAGUUUUUCUGUAUGUUUGUGAAAUGCCUCGCGCUUUGUCUUUAAAGCCUGGUGUAUAUAGGAAAGAUUAGACAACAACACUAAGUAACAUACUGAUGACUGCUUACUCACGAUGUCAUUUGAUAUUUGCAUAUGCCUGGACACGUCAUUGCCUUCCAAAACUAUGUACAAAUGCAAAUGUCAAAUAACUAUUAUAUUUAAAUUCAUCUUAUAGAUGAAGUGAUGUUGUAUCAAGCAAAAACUGGAGCAAUAUCAGUAACACUACAAGUACUUUUGAAGAUGUUUUAUUCAUCUUUUGCUCAGUCAUUUUCAGUGGAGGCAUUAGAAUUUUGAAGAUGUGCAUACAAUUAAUUUAGUCUUGGUUUCUGGAUUGUGAUUUAGACUAUAGUCAGUUAUUUGGAAGCCAGCUUUAUAUGAUGUGGCCUAUUUUCAACACUGAACAGUAUUUUGGUUUUUAUUUGAUUGCUUUUAUUGUUACUACAUCUAACCAAACUUGGAAAUCUUCACAUUUUGUGUGUUUGUCAGGGAUCAGUCUGUCAUUUUGAAGAGUUAGUGCAUUAUUUGGACUGACUUAAUGUGAUACAAAUUUCCAUACAUUUUGUCUUCUGUAAAAGCUUACACUGUCUGAGCCUUUCAGCUCAAAUUUGUGCUGUUCUCACUAGUAAAAUCACAGUGAGAUGUUUCGCUAAAAUGUUAUCGCUCCAGUUUUCAUUAUACAAAGAUUUAACCUUUGUGGUGUUGGCAAAAUACUGCAUUAAUUCAUUACUCAGUGUUGAUAUCUUUAAAUCAUUUUUCAACGUGCGUCGUGAAAGAGAUCCACACCCUCUCGUUGAUUUUGCAUGGUAAGUACUAAAGAAAAAUAUCAACCAUGAAAGUUUUGUUGCAACUACAUUAAAAAAUUAUAAAUUAUGCACAGCUGAUUUUUAUUACUAUUAUUAUUCAGAUUUUCCGCCAGAUCAUUUGAAAUGAUUGCAAUAUAGAAGAGAAAUAAACUUUCUUGUCUGACUAGCCAAA
Molecule: messenger RNA, 4083 nt
Organism: Pomacea canaliculata
Lineage: Eukaryota; Metazoa; Mollusca; Gastropoda; Architaenioglossa; Ampullariidae
Product: aconitate hydratase, mitochondrial-like
Exons: 21
Coding region: 53-2407 (784 amino acids)
Biological process (GO): tricarboxylic acid cycle
Cellular component (GO): cytosol; mitochondrion
Molecular function (GO): aconitate hydratase activity; 4 iron, 4 sulfur cluster binding
Source: RefSeq, a predicted model, not a curated record